CGUUUGAGAGUAAAGCGAUCUUGGGUUCUUCUUUUAGAAAUCUUUAUGCAGGAAUUGGAGAAGGUCAAUCAACUUCUAGGCCACCACUCUUUGAUGGCACGAACUACUCCUAUUGGAAGGAGCGGAUGAGAAUCUAUAUCCGUUCCACCAACAUCCAAUUGUGGUUGGUGAUCAAGAAUGGCGAGGAAAUCCCUAUGAAGAAAGUGGGAGAAACCACGGUCCCAAAGACCGAGGACGAAUUUGAUACUGAGGACAUCAAGAAGAUUGAGAAUUACGCAAAGGCCAUCAAUAUUCUAUAUUGUGCGGUCCACCCCGAUGACUACCGAAAGAUCUCCUGUUACACAACCGCCAAGGAGAUGUGGGAUAAACUUGAGGUGACGUACGAAGGAACGGACCAAGUACGUGAAGCCAAGAUCGACUUCCUCACCCAAGAGUAUGAGAUGCUUAGAAUGAAGGAGCACGAAAAUAUCGACGACAUGUUUGACCGAUUCUCCAAGAUAGUCAACGAUCUUCAUGCAUUGAAGAAGACUUACACUGACAGGGAUCUUGUGCGAAAGGUCCUACGGAGCUUGACAUCCGAAUGGCGAUCUAAGGCCGAUGCCAUCUAUGAAUCAAUCGGCACAUCAAAUGUCACCAUCGACGGUCUAAGAGGUAAUCUAAAAACUUAUGAAUCUACUAUUCUUAACCCGUCUUUGAAUGACCAAAAGAAAGGGAUAGCAUUAAAAGCCGUCAGAGAAUCAACGAUGAAUGAUUCAAGCGACGAUGAUGAAGUCAAGCUUGUCAUGAAGAAGUUUUGUAAACUUCUAACGAAGAAAGAGAAGGUUGAGGAUGGCCCUGUGUGCUAUGGAUGUGGUGAAGCCGGGCAAUUCAAAAGGCAAAGGGCAUAUAUCUCUUGGGGUGGCGACUCCGGCGACGAGUCAACCGACCAAGACGAGGAUGAAACUGCCAACCUCUGUCUCAUUGCGCACGAAGACCAAACCGACGAUGUACAAGAGGGCUACGACGAUCUAGACGCGCAGCUUCACCAAGCCGGCCUUUGGCCGUUCGUCUCCCGGGCUAGGAAGGAGAUUAACCCGGCGCUGAUCCGGGCCUUCUACUCCAACGUCCAGCGUGAGGGCAACGUGCUCUACUCUCUUGUCAAGAGCACGCCGAUAGAGCUUUCCGUUGAGCAGCUUGGGCGCAUCGCCGGCCUCCCCUACCAAGGCGAUGACAUCUCCCACUAUGGCAGAGAGGACUGGGUGCUCAACAACGAGGGCCUUAUCCUCAACGAGCUUGGCAUCACCGAGCUCAUCCGCCAUGCCUCGGGCCGCCCCACCAUCCACUCCGCAAACCCCGAGAGCCGGCUUCUUCUCUACAUUUUUGUCAUGAUCAACAUGACAGUCGCCGCGUCCACCGACCACGAUCACCUCCUCCCAUACCCAUUCGUGGUGAUGGACAUCCUUGAACGGUUCAAGGUGACCACCACCAUUGGCCCGCUCACGAAGGCCACGAAGAUUUGGGCGAUCAGCACCCAAACCUUCAAGAAGCGGUCGGACAAUGCCAGACCUGCCACUGCCAUUGCCGCGCCACGGCGCCGUGUUGGGAAACGAGGCUUGGAUAACGCAGCGGAAAACAAAAAUUUAUAGUCCAAAACUCGAUUCCACCCAAGAACAACUUACGUAAAUUACUAGCUAUAGUAAGAAAAUUACCUUAACGGUGAAAACGGAGAACGGAGGAACGGUCGGGGAUGGUUUUGAGGAGAUGAACGUAGCGCCAAACGUAUGAAGCCUCCAACGUAUCCACACGAACUUGCUCCGGAGUCCAAGAUUAAACUUGUGCUAGCAAAUUUAAUAUAGGAUAGUAAAAACU
Cuscuta campestris is the source of this 1848-nucleotide messenger RNA. The record is from the annotation of a GenBank genome assembly. Lineage: Eukaryota; Viridiplantae; Streptophyta; Magnoliopsida; Solanales; Convolvulaceae.